AUGUCCGUGAGAUACGGUUUGUCAACACAGUUCCGUGGUGUUUCUUCAACAUGCACCUUUAGAGCUCCGAUAGCUCCCACGUCUAGGCGGUUCUCCGCAUCGUGCCACCUGAAUCAAACACCACCCUCGUCUACGGCUAAGACGGAGGAUAAGGAUGACAAAAAUGGUUCUAAAGAGGAGAAAAAAGAAACUGCGAUGGGACGCCGCCUGUCUCAGAUGACCGAAGAUGCGUUGCUAGAAGGUGGACGAUCUGCGCAACGCAACUUCGAGCAGGCGGGGUUCUCAGAAGAGCUGAAAAAUGAGCUUGCAGAGCGCAUUGCUGCUUCUUCAUUCAGGAGCCAGUAUGCUGCUGCUCAUUCUAUAGUCGAAAUGCCCUCUUUCGCAGGGCAGGGCACACGAGAGCAAGCGGCCGCUCCCGCAUGGACAGGAACAGAGCGCAUGGAGGACACGACUCUGCGUAUGCUAGAUGACGCGAGCAAACCAAUCCGAAUGCCUUACAAAAUCCCCGAUCCCGUGAACCUCAAACCCGCCCCGAAGCCCAAAAAGUCUCGCGCUGAACGACUUGCCGAAGCAAAAGAGCGCACUUCUACCUACACACAGAGCAAGGCUCCUGGAUUUUCCAAAGAGGAGCGCGAGCAUAAGCGCCGCGAGAUGAGGGAGGGCUUAACGCCCGGGGCUCAUUCAAUGCCAAUCUCGAUUACGGGUCUUUCGUCGCUGGCAGAUGAACGAAUUCAAGAUGCGAUUGCGCGCGGACAAUUUAAAAGUAUACCUCGUGGGAAAGGCGUAAAUACGAAACCAGACCACAAUGCGAGCAGCGCAUUCAUUGAUACAACCGAAUAUUUUAUGAAUAAGAUCAUCAAGCAGCAGGAAAUUGUGCCACCGUGGAUCGAGAAACAACAGCAGCUUGGUAUGGAAAUCAGUCGAUUCCGUGAACGUCUUCGAGCGGACUGGCGGAGACAUGCUGCGAUGUUGAUUGCGAGCAAGGGUGGGUCCUUGGAUGCACAGAUGAAGCGAGCAAGAGCCUAUGCUGCCGCCGAGACUCGGUUGGCAAACAAAGCAAAGUUGGAGGCUUCGUUCGAAGAAGAUACGUCUGUCUCGGAGAUCAACACUGAUGGCCGGAUAGUCUCCAAGUCGGAGGUAUCACCUGCGAUCAAGAAUGAGAGCGAGGAAAAUUCGGAAGAUCUGGCCCAUCUUCCACCAUUGCGAGACCCUGGAUACCUCUCAAUAGAGCGUUCCUAUCACGAACUCGCCGUGAAACAAAUCAAUUCUCUCGCACGCACAUAUAAUCUCCAAGCUCCGGCCUCCGCCCACAAACCAUAUAUCAAUCUUGAUCGAGAGCUCAACGCAUGCUAUGCCGCGGUAGCGCCUGAGCUGGCGGAGGAAAUUAAACGCCGAGCAACAGAGCGUGCGCGUCCAUCAUCAGUCGUUCCACCGGUUCCUUCCAGCAGGUUUGGGUCACUGGGCACGGCACAGACCGUACAAGUUUACGAAGAAGAUCAGUCGAAGGGAUACGGUAUGAAGCAGUUUUGGCGCGAUUUAUUCACUAAAUCCUGA
Messenger RNA from Penicillium vulpinum, 1554 nucleotides. Its product is annotated as DnaJ family domain-containing protein. Lineage: Eukaryota; Fungi; Ascomycota; Eurotiomycetes; Eurotiales; Aspergillaceae. The record is from RefSeq and is a predicted model, not a curated record. Bases 1 to 1554 code for a protein of 517 amino acids. The transcript is spliced from 2 exons.